AGCCUACGAAGGCUGAGAGACUACAAGUCCCAGGGGGCGAGGCGCGCCCGCCUGGAGGGCGGGGGGUACGAAAGAGGAACGCGAAGGGCGCUGGGGCCUGGGACCAGGGAUCUGUGGCUUCUUAGCAACCCCUCCCCGCCCCCCGAGCGCUGGGCGACAGGCUCUGGAUGUGUGCAGCUCCCAUCCCAGAGGGCCAGACCCUGUGCUCUGGAACAUGGCGCUCCAGCGUGCCAUCCUUCUGGCGGGCCUCCUGGUGGAAGUUGCUAGCAAAUCCUCAGAAAAUGUGGGCCAGCAGCCUGAAUGCUGUGUGCACUUGGGGGAUGUCAACACCACCUGCCGGGGCACAAACCCGUGUGGCCCAGGCUGCUACCGGCACCAGAACGAAGACGGCAGCAUCAGCUGCAUCCAGUGCGGAAACGGCACCCACCACAGGGCCGAGUGCAGAGGCCGCCCUGCGGCACCCCCCACCAGGCCCACCUGGCCUGCUUCCCACCGAGGGGCCGCGUCUCCAAGUUCUGGAGGAACGGUCACUGGCUGGGGCACACAGUUCCCGGUAAACAGGAGCACGGGGACACCCGGGCGGCCUGAUUUCGGUUCCAAUAUGGCCGUGGCCAUGCCUCAUGCCUGUGUCUCAGGGUCAGAAAGUCACCUCCCCACAGGCAACCUAAGAGCACUUUCCCCACAGUCACCAUCCAGAGCCCCCAGCCAUGGGCCCAACCAGCCUGUCCUGACCCCGUGGGGCCCUCAAGUGGCAGCUUCCCUCUUCCUGGGGACAUUCUUCAUCAGCUCUGGCCUCAUCCUCUCCGUGGCUGGGUUCUUCUACCUGAAGCGUACGAGUAAGCUCCCCAAGGUCUUCUACGGAAGAAACAAAGCCCCUGCCCUGCAGCCUGGCGAAGCUGUAAGUAACCAGAAGGAUGGGCUGAGUGCCCCGGUGUCGUGGGCCUCUGUGCUGGGGGCCAUCUGCACUUCUCACUGUGCCUUUUCUCCUUUUCAAGGCUGCCAUGAUUCCCCCGCCACAGUCCUCAGUGAGGAAGCCGCGCUACGUCAGACGCGAGCGGCCCUUGGACAGGGACACAGGCCCCACUGCCAUCUCCUCGGUGGAGGCCCGGGUCAGCAACGUCUGACCUGGGGACCCACCCACAGCUCUGCGGUGACACCGCCUUGGAGAGAGGCCAGCACACAGAGGGCAGGCGCUGCCCAGCAGGGCCUCGGGACAGGUCUGGACACGGCCCCUGGCUCAGCUUGACCGUCUCCCAGCGACAGAUGCUGAGUCAGAACCAGCCCAGCUGCCGGAAGGUGCUUCCUCCCGCUCCACAGCUGCUCAGGGCAGUGGAGGGAGAGGCGUCCCUGAGCCAGGCUCCAGAUCGUGGCCACGUGGGGUCUGGGCCCCUCGGGAGGGAUGGCUCCCAGCGGCCAAGAGCCUACAAGGACUGUGAGGCCCCUCCGUGCUUAGCAAGGCUGGGGGCUCGGCCUCUCUGCCUUUCAGAGCCCACAGUGGGCAGACCUCCCCCACAGCACCAGGCCCGUCGGCCUCCUGGCCUUCCCGCCCGGACUGUGUCAGGACCAGGGGAGGUGGGGCAAGGGAACUGGCCCCUGCAGGGCUGUGGCGCCUACAGGGCUGGCCGGCAGCCCAGAGCCCCUGAGCCCAGCAGCGCAGAUUUCCCAGAGCCGCAGAGGAGUUUCUUGGUUUCCUACUGACUUCGGUCAGCUCUAAGCGGUAAAGCCGGAGAAGCUCU
This is a messenger RNA of Hyaena hyaena (striped hyena), 1736 nucleotides long. RefSeq names its product chromosome unknown C1orf159 homolog (gene CUNH1orf159). The coding region runs from base 215 to 1246 and encodes 343 amino acids. The transcript is spliced from 10 exons. The record is from RefSeq and is a predicted model, not a curated record. NCBI's taxonomy places the organism in Eukaryota, Metazoa, Chordata, Mammalia, Carnivora, Hyaenidae.